This is a messenger RNA of Aphis gossypii (cotton aphid), 2989 nucleotides long. RefSeq lists its product as uncharacterized. The transcript has 9 exons. Gene Ontology annotation, cellular component: centrosome. The record is from RefSeq and is a predicted model, not a curated record. NCBI's taxonomy places the organism in Eukaryota, Metazoa, Arthropoda, Insecta, Hemiptera, Aphididae. The coding region runs from base 1241 to 2989 and encodes 582 amino acids.
CCCCACCUAUGGGGCAAAGUGGGGUAAACUGUAAAUUUUUUACAUCCUUUUAAAUUUCAAAAAAAAAAUAUUUUUUUAUUUUCAUAAUAAAUGCUUAAUCAAUAACCAUAACCUAAAGAUUGAGUAAACAAAAUUUGAAAGAAAAAAAUUGAUUUUUAAGUAACUUACAGCCUUACAGACACUAGCGUCCCCACUUUGCCCCAUGCUCCCCUACCAUCGUUUUUAUAUAAAUUUAUACAGACAGUGAUGUAUCUAUGGUGGUCCAGGACCCCCAGAACCAAUUAAUAACAAAAAAAGAUAACUGAAAUAGUAAAUACUGAUUAAUAAUUAUAUUGAAAUAUUAAUUUUAUAUUACGCAUUUAUUUCUGAUACGGCGUUACGUUACGCUCGAAUGUUACAACGUGUGUAAGCCUGCAGGUUAAUCACUUGUAUUUAUAUUGUAGCCAAUUCACCGUUGUUGGCUCCGAAAAAACUUCACAGUAUAUAUAUAUUAUUUAAUAGUAUAACUAUAAGUACUAUUAAAUAUUAAUUACUAUUACUACGAUGUGCUGAUGAACCACGACGAUUCCCGUGGUCUUAUAUUUUUAUUUUGUACACUCUACCUCGAUCUCCUAACUUAUUAUUAUUAUUGUGCAUUUUUCAUAUUUAUAUUACAUUGUCUUUAGGAUAUUUGUUAAUUAUAAUAUCAUCUUAUGUUUUACUAUGCACUUGUUGUAUUUUGCCUUAUAUUGUGCAGCCAAUGGCAUUAUUAAUUAUUAAGGUUUUUUUCUUUUGUUAUUUUUGUUAUAAAAGGCGUUUUUGGUCGAAUUCAUUAUUCAUUGUUUUAUAUCAGAAUAGGUAUACACGACGGAUGUAUUACGUUGCAUUUUCAUCCGUGGCGGAAAACAGCGGAUUUACUGAUUAAGUAGAGCUCCGAUUUCUAUGUAAUUGCAUAUUUUUUUCCUUUUCACAUUUUUGUCAGUAAUAUUUACAAAUCAUAGUUUGGUCGUUUGGAGUUACUGGUGAAAUCUUUUUUUACAUAUUUCUGCAUAUUUAAUGGUUAUUGGCUAUUGCAUAUUUUUACGAAAUUUAAAAUUUUUAUAUUUUGUAUGUAAUAAUAAUGUUAGGUAUCCCUAACAACCACGGUUAUGCAUAAUAAUUAUUAUUUAUAAUAAUUUUUACUUAACAAUUUCAUUGCUUAUAAGUUGUAACAUUGAUUAUAUUAUUAGUUAAACUGUUGUCGUUGUCUGUCAAUAAUACAAUGUUAUCCCGUCCGGCGUCUUCAUUGUCGGAAUGUCGACCAGGAACCGGUCAUGAAGGCGUGUUGCCCAAUCUGAGACCUAACUCUAGGCUGUCUAGACCACAGUCAAGAUUACCUGAUAUUUCUAUGUGCACAGAUUUACAAAAAAUAUGGGAAUCUAUAUCAAACGAAAUUGAAAAUAAUAUGAACAAGGAUGAAGGAACAUUAUUAAAAGAUAUUGGAUACUUCACUGUGGCAAAAUGGGGUAUCCACCAGAGUACUGUUAGAAAGCCUGUAUUCAUCAUCCAAGAACAAAUAGCCAAAGAUUUUAAUUUAAAGAGAUCAAGGCCAUAUAAUUCAGGAAUUAUACAAGAACGCUGCUUAAAUUUUUCGGUGAUUGCACGUAAUUGCAAUUUAAACGUGGAUAUGGUAAUUGACUACUAUAAAGAAGUAGUUUCAUCCUUUAAAAAAUUAUUAAGCGAAGGCAAAAAUUGUGAGCUUCCUUUCCCAAACAUCGGCAAAAUUAGAAUAAAAAAUAAAAUUAUAACAAUGAAUUUUUAUCAAGAGUUCUUGGAAAGACAAAGUAAAAAUUUUAAAAACCAAAUUGUGGCUCGGGAAAAAAAUCAAGCCAUUUACUAUGAUCCCGAUUGGAAUACAAAUCAAUUUGAAAAUCGAAAACGACCGUGCUCAGCGAUGUCAACAAUAAUUAGUCGUCCGGCGUCUUCAUUGUCGAAUUAUAGACCAGGAACCGGUUAUGUAGGUGUGUUGCCCAAUCUUAGACCUAACUCUAGUCUGUCUAGACCACAGUCAAGAUUGGCAAUACAGCCCCAUAAAGAACCGAUAAGUAGACCUUUGACCGGGACGGUUGUCCAGUCACCAGAUGAUUCGAAAAUUGAAAAAACCUCAUUUAUAUACGAUAGAGAUGAAACCCUCUGCCAUAAAUGUAAUAUUGGAGAAUAUCGUUUAAGACAAAUCGAUAAUAUAACACCUAAAAAAAAUGUAUCAAGAGAUAUAUUUAUGAAAGGAGCUGAUAAUAUAAUCAAUGGACAUUUAAACACGGAAACUCUAAAUAAGCGUAAAGACCAACUAAAGCAAACAUCCGACUAUAACUAUAAUACUGCAAAAGAAUUAUUAAAUUCUAUUGAAAACGAAAAAAAUAUAAAUCGUAAAAAAAAUGUUGACAGUUAUAUUUUGAAAAUAAGACCAGCAAGUAUUAAUAUUGAAAAAAAAAAUAACUUCAAGCAAUCAUUAUUAGAUCAAAUAAAAUGUAAUAAAAUUAAAAAAGAAACAGACAAAAUCGAAUCUUUAAAAAAUGAAAAACUGAUGCAAACAGAAUUGUCAAAAAGUCUAUAUGAUGAGAUAAAAAGAAAUAUAGAAGCAAGAAAUAGGUCAAAAAAAAAAUAUUCAUGUAUCAUUGAUGAAUACCUGAAAAAAAAAAAUCAAUUUACAGAAGAACUUAAAAAAAAAGAUAUAACAAUACCACUGAAUAAAACAUUUGUUUUCGGUCCUGAUCCAGCUAAAUUACAAAAAUUAAACAAUUGCGGUGAACGUAAACACGUUUUUCCAAAAUCUGAAGAUGAUUUUAACAUUUGGUUGCAACGUUGCUGUAAUGAAAAAUUAUUUAAUUUAGACAAAUGUAUUGUCCGAAGUCAUUAUGCAGUGUGUCAUAUACAUUUUGACCUGUCAUGUGAAAGUCCAGGCACAAAAAAAUUAAAAAAAGGGUCGUUACCUACUUUUGUAUCUACCAUCAAGUACUUAAUAACAAUAUGA